AUGUUAAACAAAAACGGAACAUACACAAAAUCAAAAUAUAGUUCAUCAAUGAGUGUAUCAAGUAUGGAUAAUAGAGUCAGAUACUCUUAAGCUCCUGAGUAAUUAGGGAAAAGAGCAAAAUUACCACUUGAUAUUACAAUGUUUGUAAUGGCUGUAGAGGUUGAGAGAUUAUAAAGAGAAAAUGCUUAAUUGAAAUCAGAGCUACAAUCAAAUAGUGAUUCUAAUUUGGAUAGAGUUUAAUAUGAAAGUUAGAUAAGGGAUUUGAUGGAAAAGAUAAGAGUGUAAAACAGGUAAUCAUUUGAUGUGACUAUUAUACUUAGUUCUUAGAGUAGUUUAUUGAUUGAUAUAGAAAAAUUACAAAAAACAGUAUAGGAUUUGGAGGAUCAACUUAGAAGAUAAUAGUAAUCAUAAAAAGAAUAUGAUCCAAAUUGGAGAGCAAAAUUGAGUCAAGCUGAACUUUAAUUGGCAGCAUUUUAGAAGUAAUUUAACUAAUAAGUAAAUCUAUUUGGUGGGUAAAGUGCAGAUUAAGUGAUGAGAGAGUUAGAAGAAUUAAGGAGGAAAAAAUAGUAAUUUGAAGAUUUUUCAAGAUAAAUGAAUGGAAGGAAUGUCAGUAAUAAAAGUAAAUUAAAAUAGAUGAAUUGUUGAGAGAAUUAGAUGAUUUAAGGAGAAAAUAGACAUCCUUUGAAGAUACCAGUGCAUUAAGAUAAUAAUUAUAGUAAUCUUAAAAUCGUGUUAGAUAAUUAGAAUAAAAACUAUCAGAAAUGGAUUAAUAUAUUAAUACAAUAGAAUCUGAUUUGAAUAGAUUUGAAUCUGAAAAUAAGAGAUUAACAAUAAGUAUGUCUUCAAAAAUUUAAAGUGAGAAUAAUGAAACAACUUUAUUAAGGAAUGAAAUAACUAAACUAAAUAAUGAAAUAAGUAAAUUAUGGUCAGACAAUGAGACUCUUGUUCUAGAAAUAGAUUAAUUAUAGAUGAAACUAAGAACAUUAAGUGAAGAUGAAUUGAGAAGAUUAAGAAAUGAAAUUACUAGAUUAUAAGAGUAAAAUAAUCAAUUAGAAUCUUAAAUUAUACGUUUAUAAUCUUAAAACUAAUCUUUGAUGUCAGAAAUAUCUCAACUUAAUAUGACAAUAGAGUAAAAUCAAUAUGCUAUUAGUGAUGCAAAUAAAUAGAAAUAUAUCUUUGAAGAAUAUAAAGAAAAGAUAAGAUAAUUUGAAUUGAAAUUUUAAGAACUUUAAUUAUAAAAUGAAAGAUUAAGAUAAUAAGAUCAUAAAGUAGCUGUUCUAACAACUGAAAUAGAAAGAUUGAAUAAUUUAAUUAAAUAAUUAAAUACUGAUACAGAUGAAUGGAAAUAAAAGUAUUAAAGAAUAGAAUUAGCAUUGAUGGAUUAUAGAUAAAUAGAAAAAACAAAUAGAGAUGCAGUUACUAAAAAUGAAUUACUUUUAGAUGAAAUUGAAAGAUUAAAAAAAAUAUUAGAAUAAAAGUAAUAUGAUAUGGAUCAAUUAAUGAAAUAGUAUGAUGUCAUUUAAUCUCAAAUCAGUACUUAUCAAAUUAAUGCAAAUGCUAGUGUUAGUAGAAUCUAAGAAUAUGAAUCAACAUAAAGAGAAACAUCUACAAUUUUAUAGGAUAAUGAAAGAUUAAAGAGAUAACUUUAAUAAUUUCAAUAAUAGAUUUCUACUCUUUAAAUAUAAGUUUAAGAAUAAACUACAAAGAAUCAAUAAUUAAUAACUUAACAAUAGUAAUCAUAUAUGAUUAAUAAUAAUAAUACAGAAAUAGAUAAAUUAAAAAGAUAGAUACAUGAAUAUGAGAAUAAAAUUGCAAUGUUAUCUCUUGAACUUACUAGAGUUAGAAAUACUAAGUAGAAUUCAAAUUCAUUUGAUAAAUCUGAUAAAGUUAUGGAACUCUUAACAACAAUUGUUAUUAUGUCUGCUGAACUUGACAAUCUUAGAGGAAUUACAUAUGAAAAAAGUACUGUGUAAUCAUAGAAAUUACAAGACAAUACUUCACAAUCAGUUCGUUCUCAAUCUAUAAAUAAUUAACAGGCUAAUUAUUCAUACAGUAGUUGGAGAUAGAAAUGA
Molecule: messenger RNA, 2072 nt
Organism: Paramecium pentaurelia
Lineage: Eukaryota; Ciliophora; Oligohymenophorea; Peniculida; Parameciidae
Source: the annotation of a GenBank genome assembly